This is a messenger RNA of Poeciliopsis prolifica (blackstripe livebearer), 2033 nucleotides long. RefSeq names its product transmembrane protein 200C-like. The record is from RefSeq and is a predicted model, not a curated record. Lineage: Eukaryota; Metazoa; Chordata; Actinopteri; Cyprinodontiformes; Poeciliidae. Bases 688 to 1245 code for a protein of 185 amino acids. The transcript has 5 exons.
CUGAGCUGCUGGUGGUUAACUGGGAAUACUGGGAGGCAGUUGAACAGAGACCGCCCCCUGCUGGUCACACCACAUGCUGCAGCUCCGGUCGGUGAGGAGUUCACAUGGAGACUCCGAGUAUGAAAGAUGAUGCUGCAGCCAUGAGAGCGGAGGGAGGAGGAGGAGGAGGAGGAAGAGGAGGAGCAGGAGGAAGAGGAAGAGCAGAGCUGAGGUUAUUUUCACCGAGUGAGGAGAGCAGAGUGACAUUUCACGGAGGAUCAGUGGGAGGAACCAGCCUGUCCCUCUGGAGGAGCACAGCAGGAGGUGUGAGUCUCUGCAGCAGCAGGAGCAGAGGGAGGAGGUGGAGGCACUCCAGAGCCGCAGCAGCAGCAGAGCCAUGCAGCAGCAGCAGCAGCAGCCGCAGCAGCAGCAGCUCCAGCAGUGAGGUGGAAGUGGGCGGGGCCUGACCCGCUCAGCCACUGUCUGAUUGGUGGCCUGUGAUGAUUGCGACAGGCGGUCUGCUGAGGAUCAACGCGCGGCGACAGGACUCUGAGGUCCAAAGCACACAGAUCCCACCCACACAAGAAGAAGAGCAAGAACAAUAGACGCAGCGAGGUGGUGGUGGUCAAGGGGAAGCUGAAGCUGUGCUCCAUCUCGGGUCUGGUGGCCGUUCUGGGGAUCCUGGUUCUGGUGGUGGUUGGGGUUCUGAUGGCGGCUCUGGGCUACUGGCCCCGGGAUGGACUGUUCUUCAGCUCCCAGCCACAGGAGGGCGCCACUAUGGCCUUGACUUCCUUCAGGAGUCCGGCACCAGCACUUGUUGAAGACCAGGAACCCAAGUGGGCGGAGUCAGUCGGGGGAGACGGAACCAAUGGCAGAGGAAAUGACUUCAACCAAUCAGAGACCGUCAACGGGACCUCUCGAGAUGUUCCACAAGGAUUUCUGGAAGAGUUCCUGGACAGGUAUCUGUACUCUGAUAGGCUGAAGGUCUUCGGCCCGCUCAUCAUGGGCAUCGGCAUCUUCCUCUUCAUCUGUGCCAACGCCGUCCUGCAUGAGAACCGGGACAAGAAGACGAAGGUCAUCAACCUGCGGGACAUCUACUCCACCGUCAUCGACCUCCACAGCGUCCGGAAGCCCCGCCCUUCUUCCUCCGCCCACCAGCCGUUAGCCAAUCCACUCAAUGGACUCAUCAACUACGUCCAGUCCAAGAGUCUGGACUCAAAGUCCCAGAUGUCCCGCCGCCCUGUCGUCAAGGCAGCCAGCCAGUAGCAGGAGGUGCAGUGAUGAAGGAGGAGGAGUCUUCAGUGUCUGCCAGGAGCAUCCGCCUGCAUCUCCUCCCUCCUCCUCUAACAGACACUCCCUGCCCCUGACCUCUGACCCCUGCUGGACCUCCCAACACAAAGAUAUGCUGAGCUCCUUCACGUUGCCCCGUCCCGCCAGCCGUCCCGCCAGCGGUCCCCCGGCCCCCGCAGGAGACACUCCUUCUGGGCCAGGAGCAGCGGCCAGGAGGAGGAGCAGAAGGAGGAGGAGAUGCAGCCGCCGCCUCUGUGUGCCUCCACUCCUCCGCCUCACCGAGGCUCCGAGGCUCUGCUCCUCCUCUCCUCCUCCUCGCUCUCCUCCCUGUCCCAUGUCCUCUCCUCCUCCUCCACUCCAGCCCUCCCCUGCAGGAGGCGGAGUCUUCCGACCGCCGCCUUUAACGCAGCCUACUGCAAGCUGACGCAAGGAGACGACGAGUCCUUCGGGUGGUCUUCUUCACCCAAGGUGACCCCGGAGGUGGAGGCUCGACCCUCACAACCAGAGACACCCUGAGGUCCCGCCGGCCCCCUGGGGGGGAGGAAGAGGAGGAGGAUUGACUGACGAAGUCGAUGAUGACAGCAGCAGCAAUAAAGAGUCUUCCACCGGGGAGAUGAGCCAACUUCCUGUUCAUCAGUGAUGUGGUGGACCCAGUCUCACCAGAACUGGACCCACUUGACCCAAACGGAUCCAUUGAGGAGACCACAGAUUGUCUUCAUGUCCCUGUUUACACUAACUAACUAAACCAGAUUAACCCAAACAGA